GUCAUCAGGAAUCAGUGUGUGCUGAAAUCUAACACCACUGGGCAGGAUCGUCUCGCAGUCACAGGCGAUCAGCGGCUCCUUCUCUGCUUUCUGCCACUUCUGUCUCUCCCCGACUCUCUGCCCGACUGUCUCUCCCCGACUUUCGCAGGAGCGGAGUCAGCUGCGCGUGCCAUGUGUAGGGACUGAUGGGUGCCGGUGCCGCCAGCCUGCCAGCCAUGCAGAGGUGCCGAAGUGCCAGUCGCCACCUCCACCUCUCACUCGCCUUCUGAUUUCGACUGGAUCCUCGCUGCGCGGACAAAUGCAGACAAAUGCAUUUAGGAGCCCAAAGGACAAGGAGUGGAUACAUCUCUCCCACUGCAAAAACGAUAAAACUCCUCAUAUUAAUUGCAAUAUGUACAGCUGUUGGAAUUGCAGAGAAACAAGCACAAGGCAUACAGACCGUUCAACAGUUACAUCGUGGAGAGAGAGGGUCAAUAUCAUCAAGGCCAGUGACAGCCAGGCCGUGGACGCCCAUUACAGAAGGUCAAGGUCUUCAGUUGGCAGAGUCUGGGGUUGUUCUCACAGGAGAUACAGUCAUCGAAUAUGUUCUAGACAAUGAUAUUCUUUCAAAAUUCAGACUCCCGUUUUACUUAUUGAUCAGUCUUCGUUCAGACAAAUCAAACAAUGCUUUUCUUUUCAGUAUUAGAAAUAAAAGUAGGCUUUGUUUUGGUGUCCAAUUGCUGCCGAGAAAGGUAGUUGUACAUACGGGAGGAAAACAGUCUGUUACAUUUGACUAUUCAGUUCAAGAUGGACAGUGGCACAAUUUUACUAUCGGUGUUGGAGCUAAGUCCAUAUCCUUGUUUGCAGAAUGUGGAAAGAAGUACUUUAGCAAGGAGUCUGUAUUUGAUAUACAGACAUUUAGUCCAGGCAGCACGUUUACUUUAGGAAGGAUGGCACCUCAAUCUGUUCCGUUCGAGGGAGCAAUAUGCCAACUUGAGAUUAUGCCUUCGGCAGAAGCAUCUGCCAAUUAUUGUCUUUAUGUGCGGAAGCAAUGUCGUCACGCUGAUACGUAUCGAUCUCAGCCUGAAGACCUAGAGCAACCGUUGUCAUCUGCACAUGGGGGGAAUAAUGUAAAUACAAAGGAUGAAACAAAGUCGAAAUCAGACGCUGACAAACAACCGGAUCUGUUAAUAAAUGUUACCUCACUAUAUUGGCAGCAAAAUGACCCCCUUAAGAAUCUUUCAAUGGGCCAUGGUGAAUCAUCGUAUGAAGUUGCCUAUGGACAGUCAAGAAAUAACAAAACAUCUAAUAGUAAAAUCAAACAAACAAACCAUCGGAUACCAGUAGAGACCAUGACAAAGAAUAUGAACUUUUCUCUGAAUGCUACAACACCGUUAGAAACAUUGGCAUAUGAAAAUACAUGGAACAGCACCCAGCAGCAAAUAACAAAAGAACUACAGGAAGGAGCAAUGGAAUUUGUGAAGAUCUAUAACAGAACGUUGUAUCAGGAAGAGAGUGACACAUACAACGAAUACGAUCUUUGGGAGGAUCCUGAUAUUGAUGAAGGAGAUAACUAUGAGACUGGAAACAGCUAUGACAUCAACAUGGAGAACUAUGACUACGACUAUGAGGAGUUGAAUACGCUGUUUGACAUGGAUCAUGUAAAUGGAGAUAAAGGGGACCCAGGGCCUCCAGGUCCUCCAGGUCCUCCCGGUUUACCAGGUCCCCCAGGGAAAAGAGGUCCAAGGGGAAUGGUUGGACCUCAUGGCAAUCCUGGAUUACCUGGCCCACCUGGUCCAAAAGGUCCAAAAGGGGAUCCCGGAUUAUCACCUGGACAAGCUCCACCUGGCAUCAAGGGAGAUCAAGGGCCGAUGGGAUUGAUAGGAGAUCGUGGACCAGCUGGUCGGCAGGGCCCUAAAGGUUAUCCUGGACCACUAGGCCUACCGGGAGAGAAGGGACUUCCUGGCACAGAUGGCAAUGCAGGGGCUCCGGGUUACCCUGGCAGGCAGGGCUUAGCUGGACCAGAAGGAAUCCCGGGCCCUAAAGGGGUUAGAGGCUUUAUAGGAAUAGCUGGGUUGCCAGGACCUCCCGGACCUGAAGGAGAACGAGGAAUGCCAGGACCACCUGGGAAAAAAGGAUUGAAAGGCGCCCAGGGUUUUCUUGGAGACUUGGGUGAUAGAGGGCCUCACGGACCAGAUGGGAGCCCAGGAACUGUUGGUGGUGUUGGACCUCCUGGGUUUACUGGUUUGAGAGGAGAGGUUGGACCAGCAGGCCCAUCUGGACCACCAGGGAUUCCUGGUCCUCAGGGCCUUCCAGGAAUUAUGGGACAGCUUGGACUGAAAGGUGAUAAGGGUGAAGUGGGAUUCUCAGGUGAACCAGGAGAGUCUGGCUAUCCAGGAGAUAAGGGAGUGAUAGGUUUGCUAGGGCCACCAGGACCGAAAGGAAAACAAGGACCUCCGGGAAAAAUUGGCGAUCGAGGACCACAGGGGUUGCCAGGCCCUCCUGGACCUGAGGGAUUUCCGGGAGAUAUUGGCUUGCCUGGGUUAAAUGGACCUGAAGGACCAAAGGGGCUCAUUGGAGACAGAGGGCCUCCAGGUCCGCCAGGUCCAAAAGGCGUGGAGGGUGAAGAAGGACCACUUGGACCUCCAGGUGGCCUUGGACCAAUGGGAAGACCAGGACGUAAAGGCUAUGCUGGAGAACAAGGGCUGGAAGGCUUAAAGGGUGAAGUUGGAGAUAUAGGAAACAUCGGGAAAGGUGGUGAAGCAGGUCCGGAAGGUUUGCCGGGAGAAGUCGGGCCAUCUGGGGAACCUGGAGAAAAGGGGGAACGUGGGAAUCCUGGACCUGAAGGACCUUCUGGUGAAAAGGGAUCGAUUGGCUAUUUUGGACCUCCGGGAAUACCUGGACCAAUUGGUCCACCAGGAUUACCAGGUCCUGCUGGACAAAGAGGAUCACCUGGAAUACAAGGCCCAAUAGGUCAAAUCGGUCCACGGGGUCCUGAUGGUCCAUCAGGAGAAGUGGGCCAGCAAGGGGUGAAGGGUGAAAGCGGUGAUCCUGGCAAAAGAGGACUGCCUGGCCGUAUAGGGAAAGUUGGUAAUCAUGGAGAGAGAGGCGAACAAGGAAAACCUGGCUCAACUGGUCUACCUGGAGGCAGCGGUGAUACAGGACCUCCUGGAGAAGCAGGACAAAGGGGGCCACAAGGAGAUGUCGGUCCACUUGGAGAAACAGGCCCUGAGGGACCAUCUGGGACUGAGGGGGAGACUGGAGCUCAAGGAGAUCCUGGAAUUAAGGGAGACGAUGGGCCUAUGGGAAAUGUUGGGGCACCAGGAGAGACAGGCGUACGGGGAGAACCAGGUCCACCAGGGGAAGAAGGUGUCCAGGGAAAAGAUGGCCCAAAGGGAGAACCAGGAGAUGCUGGCCUUCAAGGAGAGACUGGUGAAAAGGCAGAGGCCGGGAUAGCAGGAAUCCAGGGAUCUGUCGGAGGGCCUGGCAUAAUGGGAUUACCUGGUCAAGAGGGCAAACAAGGAAACCCAGGGAUAAGAGGUCGUCCAGGCAGAAAGGGAGAAAAAGGACAAAUGGGGCCAGUUGGAGAAAUUGGAAGCAUCGGUGAUCAGGGAGAGCAGGGCAAAUGGGGCCCCAAAGGGUCGCGGGGAACUCGAGGACCAGUGGGCCACCUAGGAGCCAUGGGGCCUGAAGGAGAGCCUGGGAUCCCAGGAUAUGGGGGUCAUCAAGGCCAACCCGGACCAUCUGGACCAGCAGGGUCUAAAGGAGAGAAGGGUUAUCCUGGUGAAGACAGUACUGUAAUUGGACCACAGGGACCCCCAGGUGAACCAGGCCCUGCCGGAGAGCACGGUGAUCGGGGAGAGUCUGGAGAUGAAGGCUAUAAGGGUAUUGUUGGUGUUGUUGGACCAAGAGGAGCAAUCGGUCAGCAAGGGGCACCAGGCGAACCAGGUGUGUCUGGUGAACAGGGGCAAAAAGGAGAGCGAGGACCAACAGGCUCUAAGGGGAAGAAAGGAUUGAGAGGACCACCUGGCAAGCCAGGAAUUCCCGGUAAAACGGGUCCACUGGGACUGAGAGGUGCAAAUGGUUUCCCUGGCUCUGACUCUGUGAUUGGAUUUCCUGGAAAGCCUGGUUUACCUGGAAGACCUGGACUACAUGGUGAAAAGGGCAAUCCAGGGCUUUCUGGACUGGCUGGAUUACCUGGUGGACAGGGGGGGAAAGGCAUUCCUGGCAUCCCAGGCAACACGGGAGCACCAGGACCUAAGGGUGAAUAUGGACUGCGUGGUCAUCCAGGAAAGCCAGGCUCAAGAGGUCUCCUUGGAAGUCAAGGGGAUCAAGGGCAGAAGGGCGAGCCGGGCUUGAAGGGUCUUCUUGGAGAAGAUGGUGACCCAGGCCUAAUGGGUUUUCAAGGUUUCCCAGGACCAACGGGUCCAGAUGGUGACAUCGGUCUAGUUGGCAUUGUUGGCCCCAAAGGUCCAGCAGGGCAAGCUGGGAACAGUGGUCCACAUGGACCUGGUGGAAUAAUUGGACCUACAGGUGCUCUGGGAAGUCGUGGCGAAAAGGGCUCCAGGGGGGAAAUGGGACCUCAAGGACCAAGAGGGCAGCCCGGUCCUCCUGGUCCACCGGGUGCUCCAGGGCAAACCAGAAUGGUGGAUAUGAAUUCUGCUAUUCAGGCCCUGAUGGAGUCACAUGCAGCACUGCGGAUGGAGAGCUAUCAGAAUACUGAAGUAUCCAUACUGGAUUUCAGCACAGAGAUCUUUAAAACGCUCCACUACCUGACAGAUUUGAUGCGCAGUAUAAAGAACCCGCCCGGGACCCGGGACAAUCCAGCGAGAAUUUGUCGCGAUUUGCUCGACUGUGAACGCAAAGUGGCAGAUGGAAAGUACUGGAUUGAUCCGAAUCUUGGAUGUCCAUCAGAUGCUAUAGAGGUCUUCUGUAACUUUACAGCUGGAGGACAGACGUGUUUAUCACCAGUUACUGUGACAAAGCUGGAGUUUAAUGUGGGCAAAGUGCAGAUGAAUUUUCUCCAUUUGCUGAGCUCCGCGGCUGUCCACACCAUCACCAUCCACUGCCUGAACACAUCGGUCUUAGGAGGAGACAAACCGCUUACCUUCAAAGGAUGGAAUGGCCAAAAAUUUGAAGGAAACAAAUUACUUGAAAGAAAUGGGAUUCUAGAUGAAUGCAAGAUACAAGAUGGCAGCUGGCACAAGACACAGUUCACUUUUCACACGCAUGAAACAAAUCAACUUCCGGUCAUUGAAAUGUCUCGAUUGUCUCCUCCCCAGAAAGGACAGCAUUACAUAGAAAACGGUCCCGUCUGCUUCCUCUGAAAGCAGUACAGAUGCCUUGGGGGCACCUGCUUAGUGCAAGUCUCUUUUCUAUAAAGAGCAUUAACAUUUAAGAAGGUAGCAGUUUUGGCAACUGCGUCACAAAUCAAUGUGCGAUCUUCUAAAGAAGCCGGAAGAGACUUCCUCCUAAGAAGGACGUAUGGCAUUUUAAAAAGAACUUCAAUAUUGAUAGAGUAUUUAAUUUUUUUUUAAAUAAUCAUUGAUGUUUUUGUAUAAAUGAAACUUUGAGUUUGAAUACGAACAAGUGAAAAGCACUGUACAAGUCACCUUCGAGCAAGCAGUUAGCUUGCCCUGGAGCAGUACUGGUUACGGCUCCAAGAAGUGCAAUAACAUGGUUGAAAGCAAAUUUUCUUGUUUAUUGUCUCCUUUUUGGUAAGAAGGAGUCAGCGUGCCCAGCGACAGCAAAGGGAUGAAACACUGAGGCCUCGUACACACGACCGAGUUUCUCGGCAAAAACCAGCAAGAAACUUGCUGGGAGAUAUUUUUUUGC
Messenger RNA from Rana temporaria (common frog), 5814 nucleotides. It is a transcript of the gene COL24A1, whose product is annotated as collagen type XXIV alpha 1 chain. The transcript has 60 exons. Bases 309 to 5306 code for a protein of 1665 amino acids. The record is from RefSeq and is a predicted model, not a curated record. NCBI's taxonomy places the organism in Eukaryota, Metazoa, Chordata, Amphibia, Anura, Ranidae. Gene Ontology annotation, molecular function: extracellular matrix structural constituent.